Xiphophorus maculatus (southern platyfish) is the source of this 2112-nucleotide messenger RNA. It is a transcript of the gene lrit2, whose product is annotated as leucine-rich repeat, immunoglobulin-like domain and transmembrane domain-containing protein 2. Lineage: Eukaryota; Metazoa; Chordata; Actinopteri; Cyprinodontiformes; Poeciliidae. Gene Ontology annotation, molecular function: protein binding. Bases 9 to 1682 code for a protein of 557 amino acids. The transcript has 4 exons. The record is from RefSeq and is a predicted model, not a curated record.
CACGGACUAUGGACGCAAUGAUUUACCUUCUGGUUGUAAUAUUAAUAAAAGCUGAACCAUGUAGAAGUUAUGCUCGAUGUUUAAGUGGGUGCAGCUGUAUUGAUGACCGUCAUGGAAGGUCACUCAUAUGUAUGGAAGAAAGCGCCUUCCGGGCCAUUCCCGACAACCUUCCAGACGAUUUGACCAAAAUACGGAUAGAAAAAUCCCACUUCACUGAAAUCCCCAGAGGAGCUUUUUCCAAAACACCCACAGUGGAAAACCUGUGGCUGAACUUUAACGAUAUCACAGUUAUAAACUCAAAAGGUCUGGAGGGUUUGGGGAACCUCACCGAGCUCCGUCUGCAGGGGAACAAGCUGCGAUCAGUACCAUGGACAGCGUUCGAGGACACACCGAACCUCAAGAUCCUGGACCUGAAGCACAACCAGCUGGACGUCCUCCCGGAGCACGCCCUCAAAUUUCUACCAGGGCUCACAUAUUUAGAUUUAUCCUUCAACCAGCUCACGGUCAUAUCGAAAGAAGUCUUCCAGAACUGGCCUCUUUACCAGAAAAUACAAAAUGCAGAGGAGCGGGAUGUCACAGCGUCCAGGACAAACGUCGUCCUGGCGCUGCACGACAAUGCCUGGCUUUGCGACUGCCGCCUGAAGGGCCUCGUGGAGUUCAUCACAUCCUUGAGUCCUCCGAUCAUACUGAUGAACUCUUACCUGAUCUGCUCAGGGCCGGACUUUAGGGCGGGCAAGUUCUUCCACGAGAUCGAGCUGCAGGCGUGCACGAAACCAGUGGUCAGCACGCCGAAGGCGAACAUGAGCCUGCCUCUGGGAUCCAACCUCACCCUGCACUGCUACGCCAAGGCGAGGCCGGACCCUGCUGUGUGGUGGACAUAUGGUCUGAAGAUAAUCAGAGGAUUUCAUGAGUCCCAAGAAAGAGUUUCCGAUGACACCAUCAGAUCCCACCUGGUGAUUCCUUCCCUUAGUGCAGCAGACCGUGGGGUCUACACCUGCACUGCCGUAAACUUCAUUGGGAACUCCUCGGUGAGCGUCCUCCUGGAUGUCAUCUCUGCUGACAGUGCCUCGUCAUCUCACGUCGCAGGCUUCCUACCUGCAUCGGACGUUGCUGAUGAAAAUGUCUUCAUUGACAUUCGCAUCGCCAAGCAGACAGUGCGUGGCAUCUCUAUUGAGUGGUUCGCCGCCCUAGAACGGCCCUCCGAGACAUGGUUUACCAUUCACUUUGGUCAAGCUGGUGAUGAUAAGAAAGAAAUGACCUACAUUGGGCCUGGAAUUCACUCCUACUCCAUCUCAGAUCUGAUGCCUGCCACAAAAUACGAAAUCUGUGUAACUCUAAAGAGCCAGAUGCCACGACCAGGCCAGUGCAUUGUGUUUGUGACAGGAACUGACAUCACAGAGAUGGAGCAGAGGGAGAAGCUAAUCCAUAUAGUGGUGAUAGUUUUAGCCAUGGUGCUGGCUGUGCCGAUAGGCAUGUACGUCUGCACCACUGACACUCGAAUUCCCUGCUAUGAGGUCAUCAUAGAGUCGUGGAAGAGACGGCAGAGAGAAAGCAACUCAUCUGGGCUGGAACGGGAAAGACAGGGCACUUUUGACAGCCUGCAGGCUGCCAGUGAUGAAGAGCUGGUCAAUAAAGAUUUCAAUGAAGACAGAAAGGCCAAGAAGGUUGUUGGAAAGGUGUGAAAGAUGACUGUUGGGUCACCAAUGCAUUUCAAGGAUUUGCGACAGUAUAGAAAAUUGACACAUGUAUAUAUCCUACCGUGUGUAUGUUUCUCUCAUCGUCAUUUAUUUGCUGAUUGAAUUUGAAUUAUGAAUUUGCAACUUUGACAAUGAUUGAAAUGGAUGGGAAUAAAUUUCUACUGUGGGGUUCUGUUGGCUGGUUUCAGUUUUUAGACAUAUUGGACAGAAGGUAGCCAGCUUCCUAAAAAUGCUUUUUAAAUGAAUGUCUUGACUAGGGUGUGUACGUGUUCGGUUCAUAUAGUGUAAUAUUUCUCUAGAUAUUUGUCUCAUAGAAUGUGUACAUAAAACAUCUGGCUGUGGUUUUAUUGAAACAUUUUAUGUUUGUCUUCCUUUUGCCAAAACCUUCCUUCCUUUUGCAAUAAACCAAGAAUGG